CAAAGCAACAAAAUGGACGUGCCCGCUACUUCCCCAAAUAUAGGCAAUCGGAUUACCCACACGACCAAAAUAGUAAAUCAAAAUCCUACGUCUGAACAAAAUGAAAAACCGUUGAACGCCGUUCAUCAACAAUCAGUUAUAUCCGGAACAGACAGUGAAGCAGAAUAUGACACAGAUAAAGAGUUAUUGGCGGAAAUUAAGGAAGUAUUUUCACUAUUUGAUAAAGACGGUGAUGGAGUGAUAACCACCAAAGAACUUGGAAUGGUCAUGAAAACUUUGGGCCAGAGUCCGACAGAAGCCGAACUUUUGGACAUUGUGGCAGAAGCAGAUAAAAAUAAGGACGGUGUAAUAAAUUUCGAUGAAUUUGUUUGCAUUAUGAAGGGUGUUAUGAAAGAAUGUGACAAUGAAGAUGAUAUUAAAGCAGCGUUCAAAGUAUUUGACAGAAAUGGAAAAGGCCAUAUUUCUUCCGAUGAUCUUCAAUUCAUCAUGACUAGCCUUGGUGAAAAAGUGACCGAUGAAGAAUGCGAAGAAAUGAUCACGGCCGCUGACUUGGAUGAAGAUGGUCAAGUAUCAUUUGCUGACUUUCUUGAAAUGAUGAUUUCGAAGAAUAAAUAA
Molecule: messenger RNA, 615 nt
Organism: Cylas formicarius (sweet potato weevil)
Lineage: Eukaryota; Metazoa; Arthropoda; Insecta; Coleoptera; Brentidae
Product: calmodulin-beta-like
Exons: 3
Coding region: 13-615 (200 amino acids)
Molecular function (GO): enzyme regulator activity; calcium ion binding
Source: RefSeq, a predicted model, not a curated record